UUUAAACCCGAUUAUUAUUAAUUUAUGGGAGAUGGUACUGGCAUUUGGCCGCCAUCCACGGCGAGCGAGUGAAAGUCGGCUAUAACGACGUAGUUAGUAAAGAUUUCAGCGCCCAGAUUUCGUAGAUCUGCUCUCAGCAAAUUUCCAAAUUACGGUACAUUUCUGCGUGACUUUGACACAGACGUGCAUAGCCGUAGUGGCAUCCAUCGUUCAACAAAGCACUCUUUCCAUCUGAAUCGCAUCAUCCUCCUUCACGGGGGCAUGGUGCUGGAUUUCAGAAAGAAAUUCAACCUGACUUGGAACAGUAGAUCGUUAAUGUGGCGUAUUUAUGAAAAUCACAGCGUCUAAAUUACACUGUCCAUUUGCAGUAACGCAAAGUGAAGGGGAAGCGUGUCGGGCCACGCCCUCCCGGUCCGGGUGCAGCUGUGCGGGACGCCGACCUCCCGGACCCGGUCCCCUCCGGAGAGCCGGGCGCAGGCUCGCAGCAUCAGCAGCACAAAGGGAGCUGAGGACGCAAAACCCGGGGAGCCUCUGAGCACGGGGGAGCCCUUCGUUAAGUGAGCACAGGCAGCAGGGAAAAUUCCAGCCCUUUAAACGUCUGUUCCGGAAGAAGAAGAAACGAGAGUCGGCGGCGGACUUCGAGGAGGCCGGGAUUAAAUGUAGCCAGUCCACUGGAGACGUGACCAAUGGGAUAGUGUCUGAUGAUGAAGAGACCAAUCAGCAUCUGAGGGCAGUAAACACUCUCGGCUCCCGGGCCUUCUCCCAUGAAAGCAUAUUUAUCUGUGAAGAAACCAGCAGAAUAGAUACCAUGUCCCAGGAGAACGUCUCAGACAAAGUGAGAGACCUGCAGAGGCAAAUAGCCCAGAAUAUAAAGUUUGGACAGAAGCUGUCCUCUCCAAGGAAGAGUGAGGAUGCUGGAGACAGUUCCGAUGAGGAAGAGGCUCCUGGGAGACCUUUGCAAGUGUUAGCACAGGUGGAGGUGGAGCCAGUGGGGGCAGCAGGUGCUGUCCAGCCUGCUGUCCUGGACAGAGCUGAGGGCGGAACCCAGACAACAGUGCUGAAAUCUCCCAGAACCAAAAGAGCGAUUCCACCUGCAGGCACAAUCGAGUCUAUCAACCUGGAUGCUGUGCCCCUCUCUUUAACCUGCCUCGAUAGCACUGCAGCUAAACACAAGCUGUCCAUCAAACCCAAAAACCAGAGGAUAUCUCGCAAACACAGACGGUUUACUCAGGAUCUGCAAGAAGUCUCAACCCCUGGUGUUCUGCAAGAAGAUAUAGAGCCACAGGCACCUGGAGAUGGUGGUGGAUCCACACUGAAGUGUGAAGAACCUUUAUGGUCAGAAGAUGAGCUACCAAUUGGAUCUCCAGAUAAGUCAAAGAAACCAAAGCUCAAUGAUGAAGCUCAGCUGUUAGAAGAUGCGUGGGCUGUCGAGGAACGGCAAACCACCAGGACACAGGAAGUUCUGGAGGAGAACCGUAAAACUGAAGUUAGAGAACUGAGGAACAUGGAGGAAGAUCAUCAGAGAAAAGCAGAAGAACUGAGACUACAAAAGGAAAAGAAGAGAAAGGAAGAAAGGGAAGAGAUGGAAAGCAGAAGCAAAGAGGAGAAAAGGAGGAUAAAGAGUGAGGAGGAAGUGAAACGACAGCAGGAGCUGGAAGUAGAACUGCUGAACUUGGAAAAAGAGAGGAAACUAAUUGAAGAAGAGGAGAGGAGAACGUUAAGAGACUUAGAAGAGCAGAGUCGGCAGCAGCGGGAAGUGCAAAGGCAAGACGAAAAUAGGAUACCGAAGAAAGACGAUAAAGAACAGAAACUAGAAGAGAAGAGGAGAAUAAAUGAGGUAGAACUACUUAGUCAGGACAAAGAACGGCAAAAGCGUGAGCAAAACGGGCAGGGCGACCAGCCUGCUGAACGGAGCAAACUCAGCGUUAAAGUAGCCUCACAAGAGGAAGGCAUGGCCAGAACUAAAGUCCCCGCUGAAGACACAGCCGACUCUGCAACGUGGAAGCAAAAGGCCGAGGAGCUGCGCUGGAAGGAGAUGGACGAGAAACAGAGGCCCUUCACCUUCAAAGUGUCAUCUGGAGAGAAGCAGAUACUCUUCCAAAGAGUCAACCUGUCACCUGUGACACCCAGCAGGCCGCAAGGCAACCACACGGACUUCAAAGAGACAAAAACACUACCAACUGGAACUGGAGACUCCCCGGUGCUACCCUGCUCCUUGUUUGUACCGCAUACUGCAAUACUUGUGACCGGGGCUCAACUUUGUGGUGCAGCGGUGAACCUGGACCAGAUCAAGGACCCUGCUUGCAAGUCCCUGCUUGGUCUGACUGAGGACAAGAAAGCUAUUAGCAUCCCGCUGAGCAAAGGCCCUGUCAAGACCUCAGCGGAACGCAAGUCGGGGAAAACAAAAUCCCUGAAUGAGUCUUCUGCCGAUCAGUCCAGCUCUGCUAUGCUGGCAGAAUGGGCCAGCAUUCGCUCAAAAAUAUUCAAAAGAACUGAGAAUGGAGAUGACCCGGACCAGAGUCUCCAGCACCAGAACCAACCCCCAAGUGAAGAUCCGAGCCAGAAAUCAUUGUCUGGCGUACACGGGAACCUCAGAAAGACGAUGUCCGUUAAUGCAAAGUUCUCAAUCACACCAGCAAGGCAAAAAUUCCCAGAUUCAAGCAGGGCUUCUGAGGAGGAACAGCAAAAGGAGAGACAAGGUGGGCAAGCGGAGCCUUCUUCAGACACUGGGGUGCCUCUCCCUGACUAUCCAACCUCAGAGGCGCAGAACCGGACCAGUAAGACCGUUCGGAUCCUGGACAGAACAGAAGGGUGCAUGUUUGCGAAGGACCUGCCAUCCUUCCUGGUCCCCAGCCCGCCUCAAAGUUCCCUGAGGAGCAGGUCACAGUCAGAAGCCGGGAACCCAGUGCUGUGUGACUCCGGCUGGGACGGCAAACCCCUAAGCAGUGAGGACAAAGCCUCUCCGUUUGGCGUCAAGCUGAGAAGGACGAACUACUCUCUCCGCUUCCGCAGUGAGCAGCCGGUGGAGAAACGGAAGAAGCGGUACAGUGCGGGGGACAGCUUCGAUGGAAUCCCGAGUCCUUUGACUCCCAUCGAUCCGGACUCAUCAGAAAAGUCCAGUCCCUCAUCUCCACUGCGUGAUGGUAUUACCCAACUGGGUUACACUGGAGUAACCGUGGAAUCCAAGGUUCCGGCUGACCAGGCGCCCGUCCCAGCCAUGCGCGGUGACAGCGAGAGGCACCAUCCCAGGCAGCUACACUCGAAACCCGCCAUCGCACCAAAGCCCUGCAGUAGCAGCACACCUCCCCCUUCCCCACAGGUCAAAGGUCAAGCCGCAGCACUGAGUGCAGCCGCAACUGCCAGCACUCGCCAGGGGUCACAGGAACAGGACAGUAGCACAGGUCUCCUGGCAAAGGCCCGGCUAGAAGAGGAGGGGCCUAAGGAGAGGAAAUCCUUCUUCCCAUCCAUCAGCAUUCCCUGGAGAGAGAAAGGAGACAGGAGGGUGGAGGCUAUCAAGAGAGAGAAGCCAUUCCUGCAAAGUAGGCACUCCCUGGAUAGCGGACGCGUUGAGCAGACCGGACCUCACGUAACGGAGCAUGAGAGACAGAAGGAAAAGGAGGCGGGGCCUCUGUGGAUCACACUGGCCCUUCAGAAACAAAAGGGGUUCAGGGACCAGCAGCAGAGUCGCGAGGAUCGGCGACAGAUGCGAGAAGCCAGACUGGCAGAGAAGCAAUCCAAGGAGGAGCAAGGCCGCCAGACUGAUUUCACCACUGGGUCGUUGAGCAAAGCCCUUAACCAGAAGCACUUACCCCAGGGACUGGCUGACUCUGCUUUCAGAAAAGAUAGCGGAUGUAGCAGCCCAGAGAGCAGAGAAGGCAGCAGUAUCGGCAGCGAUGGGGGAGGUCUCGCUCAGAAAGGCGGGGAGUGCGACAGGGCGGGUGGCGUGUUGGGACUGUUCGAGCGCAGGGAACAGCUGAGGAAGGCCAACACUCUCCCCAGCUCUGUGGAUGCUGCGGAUCCCACACCAGCGGCUCCCCCGGCGAAGGACGCAGUGAAACGCUUCCCGUGCGUGGAGUCGGCACAGGUCUGCACAGAACCCGCCUGGCUGGCUCUGGCCAAACGCAAGGCCAAGGCCUGGAGCGACUGUCCCCAGAUCAUCAAGUAACCUGGCAGAAACUCCGUCCUCCACAUUCCAGCCCUGAUCUCCGCACAGUUGCACAUCACCUUCUGAUCCCCAUACAAUCACAAUCAGCAGCAGAUCUCUACAUGCCCAGCGUGCGAAUCUGAUUCUUACGCAAGGUGUAAGGUGUGUGCUCAGGGCAGAUCCAACUCUUUUUGGCACCCUAAGCAAAAUUUGAUUAGUCUAGUUGUCAUUUGUCAUCUUCUUUCCCAUUCUGACACGCUGAUCAGAUGAGGGUGCCCCCUGGUGGCCACUGAGUCCUAAGCAGCCGCAAACUUGGCAUAUGCCUCCGUCCGGCCCUGGGUGUGCUGUAGGUAUGCGAGCGAUGUACGCUGUAUGUGUGAGUGAUCACACAGUGUAGCACUAAAGGACUGGUGAGCAGAAGUUUGUAAAUGCUGUGCGGGUUAGUGAUACUGUAGGUAUGAGUAUGGCACAAAAGCUGAAAUCAGGAAAUAUCCAGCUGAAAUCGUACAAAAAUACUACAGCUGCAGAAAGCAGUUCAUAAACACAGUCCUUGUCGAUCGAAAGGGGUUUCAAGGGACCAUCGUCAGACACUCGCUGGCUCCUUCCUGCUCUUCCGAGCACUUGGAGACGCGAGUCCUCUGCCCCCUGUUGACACCUCCUGUUGUAUUUGGAGAGAGCCGCCCUGGAUGCAGCAACGGCGAUUUCACUUUCCCAUGACCAUGGUAUCAAGAGAAAAAGAAAUAAAUACUUAACAUUUAUCUCUAAAAGGAUUAAACAUUUGAGAUGCAACACUGCCAGUGUUUAAAUCCCGCCCGGUUAUCUGGAAGAAUGAAACGCUCCAAAUUCUCAUGAAUUUUUGAAACGCAAUUUCUGCUGUUUCUUUGAUUAUUGAUGAUGUGAUCAGCAACGUUUUAAGGGCUAGUACUGCAGAAAAAUGUGACUCGGCCACCUUCCAGGAGGGUCUAGAACAUUCUCACAGCAUGUAUAUGUCAAAAACUGUCCUUACUACUUUUUUAUCUAACCAUUUUUUUAAUUAGUAUUUUGGGGUAAUUUAUUUUUCCGCUGUUUAGUUGUUACCAAUCCUUGUCUAAUGCUUUAUGUUCCUGGUUAAGUUCAGUGGUUCUCUGUUUGGGUUAAGUGUGACUUACAGGUAUCAGUGUGACUUUUCACCUUCACCACAGUGCUCUGCAUUUUAAUUGGACACACAAACCCAGCACUGAACGUCAAGACUGCCAGCUCAUUGGUGAAUAGGCUUCUUAUUCGGCGUUCCACCAAUCAGAACUGUCCUGCAGAGCACUGACGCCCACUACAGCAUGGACUGCUCAAUACUUACCAAUCAGGAUACAUCAAGUGUUUCACCUUUCUGUAUAAAAUGUAGUUACAUCAUGUACUCUAUGUAUAAAUACAAUGACUGGAGCGCUAAAGAAAAAACUCCCACAAUGCAUUGGAUUUGUCGGCCCAUUUCUUUGUUGAGUAGUACACAAUAGCAUAGUCACACUUCCACUUUAUGGUCCACAGAGUUAUGCCUAAUUCAAUCAUUUCGGUGACACUAAUGUCAUGUGUAAGGUAGAGAAAUUAAAAACCGAUGUCUCACUUA
This is a messenger RNA of Brienomyrus brachyistius, 5741 nucleotides long. RefSeq names its product capping protein inhibiting regulator of actin dynamics (gene cracd). The transcript has 10 exons. The record is from RefSeq and is a predicted model, not a curated record. The coding region runs from base 809 to 4165 and encodes 1118 amino acids. Lineage: Eukaryota; Metazoa; Chordata; Actinopteri; Osteoglossiformes; Mormyridae. Gene Ontology annotation, biological process: maintenance of gastrointestinal epithelium; negative regulation of barbed-end actin filament capping.